AUGCGAGGCGCCGCCGCCGCAUCGAUGGCGUUCCUCGCCAAGUUCCAGGAGAGGUGGGCGAGGGAGGCUGCUGGCGAGGAGGUGGAUAAGGAUGCGUGGCGUGAGGAGUCCUGGCUGGCGGCCAGGGCGACAGCAGAGGAGGCCGAGCGCAGCUUCGACAAGACCAAGGCCAACACGAAGACCAAGGCUCCACCGCACCAGUGCCAGUGGAGGCAUGAAGGACGCCUCGCAGGACACAAAGAGGGCCGAGAGCGCCACUGUGUGCAGCUCGGACGGCGCCAACACGGUAACACGGUGGACGUCACCGCCACUGCCCGCCCCACCGAGGAGGACCCCGCCGCCGCCAAGAAGGACAUCCCCCCCGCCACGCGCACACGAGGCGCCGCCCCACACCCGCCCCCCGCCCAGCCACCACCGACCAUGGCCACCACCGCCAAGAGCGCCGCCACCGAGGCCACCAAGAAGCCGCCCGCCAAGCCCACCAAGGCAGCCGCCCAGCCACCGCCCACCAAGGCCACCCCACACACGGCCCCCACGCAGCCACCACCGACCAAGGCCACCACCACCAUUUGCCCUUACUGCGGAUUUGCCCUUCGUGCGUGCGGUGCGUGUUGGAUAUUUUUCCAUGCAAUGGAUUCCAUUACUGGUGCAGUGCAGUUGGUGCAUGGCUCGUGGCUCGUGCCGUGGCCCAUGUGUGUCUGUCCGACGUGA
Messenger RNA from Vitrella brassicaformis, 711 nucleotides. Lineage: Eukaryota; Vitrellaceae. The record is from the annotation of a GenBank genome assembly.